AUGACUACCGCUGGCUACGUAGGAGCUGGCAUCUGCCUAUUUGGUGUACUGUGUGCUCUGAUCAGCGUUGGGCAGAUCGCCAAUGACAUUGCUUCUCUUCAAGAUGAGUUCAGUGUUGGUCUGGAGGAAUUCCGCCUGAUCGCUGAGGACACCUGGGAUCGCCUACUUAUCCUGCAGAGUCCUACCGGCCAUUCAGUCAACGCUGUGCCCAGCAUCUUCCGUGCCAAACGUUACGUCUAUCCUGGACAGUGCAACUGCCAGGAGAAUAACCAAGGAUGCCCUCCUGGACCGCCUGGACCGCCAGGACCACCUGGUUCUCGAGGAGAUGAGGGUCUUGCUGGUGUUGACGGAAAACCUGGAGUCAAUGGAAACUCACUUUCUGUCAUGUACGAUACUCCUGGAGGAUGCAUCAGAUGUCCACCAGGGCCUCCCGGUGAACAAGGGCCACCUGGAUCAGAAGGCCAACAAGGAUUCCCAGGGUCACCUGGAAAAGUUGGACCACCUGGAAGUGACGGAACUCCGGGACCUGUCGGAGUUCCUGGUGAUGAUGGAGAACCUGGCAAACCAGGAUUUGAUGGAGCAACAGGACCCGAUGGCAUGCCUGGCACCACUUCGUUCCCCGGAGCUCCAGGACAGCCUGGUGAACCUGGAUGGGCUGGGGAACCUGGUCUACCAGGAAAGGCUGGUGAGCCUGGCCUUGAUGGAAAUCCUGGAACACCUGGUACCCCUGGUCUUCCCGGAAACCCUGGACAUGACGCAUUCCCCGGUAUGCCAGGACCUGCGGGACUUCCUGGAAAAGUUGGAGAGGACGCCAACUACUGUAACUGCCCAGCUCGUCAAGAUAAGGGAGCCGAUGCACCACUACUGUCGCCACCUCGCUCUACUGCAGGAGGAUAUCGAAACCGUCGCCUCUAA
Messenger RNA from Haemonchus placei, 915 nucleotides. The record is from the annotation of a GenBank genome assembly. NCBI's taxonomy places the organism in Eukaryota, Metazoa, Nematoda, Chromadorea, Rhabditida, Trichostrongylidae.